This is a messenger RNA of Penicillium pulvis, 756 nucleotides long. It is a transcript of the gene xgeA, whose product is annotated as putative endoglucanase. NCBI's taxonomy places the organism in Eukaryota, Fungi, Ascomycota, Eurotiomycetes, Eurotiales, Aspergillaceae. The record is from RefSeq and is a predicted model, not a curated record. The transcript has 2 exons. Gene Ontology annotation, molecular function: cellulase activity. The coding region runs from base 1 to 756 and encodes 251 amino acids. Gene Ontology annotation, biological process: polysaccharide catabolic process.
AUGAAGUCUUUCUUUGCGCCGUUGUCGCUCCUUUCUGUUGCGCUCGCUGGUCUGAGCAAUGCCGCUACCAUCCCUACCAAGUCUUUGGACAAGCGCGCCACUUCCACCUGUGACCAGUGGGGUACCAUCACCACUGGUAGUUACAUUGUCUACAACGACCUCUGGGGCGAAGCCGAGGCCACUAGCGGCUCGCAGUGUGUUGGUGUGAACUCAGUGAGCGGUUCCACUAUCUCCUGGUACACGACCUGGACAUGGGAAGGAGGCUCCUCUGACGUGAAGAGCUUUGCCGAUGUGUCGCUGCAGUUCACAGCCAAGACGCUGAGCAGCGUUACCAGCAUCGACUCGACCUGGGACUGGAGCUACUCCACCACCGAUAUCGUCGCCGAUGUCGCGUAUGAUAUGUUCCUGUCCUCCACCGCUGAUGGCGACGACGAGUACGAGAUCAUGGUCUGGCUUGCGGCGCUGGGCGGUGCUGGCCCGAUCUCCUCGACCGGCUCUGCGAUCGCGACUACCACCAUCAAUGGUGUCACCUUCAAGCUGUACUCUGGUCCCAACGGAUCCAUGACCGUGUACAGCUUCGUUGCGGAGUCGACCACCACUGCCUUCUCGGGUGAUAUGCUGGACUUCUUCACCUACCUCAUUGAUAACGAGGGAUUGAGCUCGAGCUUGUACUUGAUUGAUGUGCAGGCUGGCACUGAGCCUUUCACUGGUAGCGCCACUCUCACUACUUCCAAGUACUCCGUUGCGGUUGUGUAA